AAGUGGGAUACCGAUAAAUAUUCUCCAUGUUGCCAACCAUGUAGUUGUGACUUCGACUGCGCCGCACGAAGAGAUUGUUGUAUGGCAAGCAUGGUAGAGACGUUGGAAAAGGCAGACGAGGAAAACUGCGUAAACUCAAACGGGGAAAUAGGAAUUGAUGAUUCAGUAGUAGGGUACGCAUACCUUCUGAUAGACACAUGUCACACUGGAGACAGUUCCGUCGACACGUCUGGUCUCUUGAACAAUUCCGUAGAAAUGGUUUCUUGCAGAUCCGAGAGUUUCUCUCCAGUUUCAUCUAAAACGACUGGAAGAAUUUAUUAUAACUCUUUCUGUGCUCAAUGCAAUGAACAAAAACGGGCGGUACCAUGGCAAAUGAUCAUACUACAAAUGAGACCAUUAACUUCUUAUGAGCUUGCAGUAAUGACAAAUGAAGAUAUCAAUGACAUGUUUCCUCAACGACUUUACACCCCUCCAGAAGGGGAAGACUGGACAUCUAAAGAGUGCGUGUCUGUGGUUGAUUCAUGCAAUAGUUCCAACACAACACUACAAGCAUUGUGUAAAACGUAUUACGCCCCUAUCACCCGUGCUUCAUGGCCUACAAGCCGUCCUUACAAAAACGUGUUUUGCGCCAUGUGUAACGGACUGAGUGAGGAAAGACUUUUAAAUGAAUCUGUCUGCUUACAGUCAAGUGCAAAGACUUCGUCUUUGACAAAUACGGGCACAAUACUUGAUGUUUUGCAUUACAAUAUGCGGCAAACCCAAAGUGACAAACAGACCAGUAAGCCUGAAACAGCAUGCUCUGAUCACGAAGUCCAACAACCCAACAGGAGCACGUGCUACCCUGUGUUUUGUCCAAGAGGGAUGUACAGAACUGACUCACAGCGGUGUGUUUACUUUGGAGAAAAAUGGGUCAUAAAUCCAAAAUUAAUGCUAACGUUGAUGAAAUAUUCGGGGCCGAGUCUUGGCUUGGCUUUGAGCAAGAUGAAGCCUCUACAACUUGUGAAAUUGCUUCAAAUUCCUAAACAAUGCCAUGAUAUUGGAUGGACAGACAUGUCCAUUUUGGGUGAUACCAUUCCCAAAACUGUCGAACAAGAAACUGAAACUUUUGAAGUUGUCCUGUUGAAGAACAGUGAUGGAUUAGGCAUAAUCCCUGAAACGUUUUUUCCAAACGCAAAGUCAUGCUUGACAGAGGAGUGGACCAUGGUGAUACAAAAACAAAAAAUUGUGUUAAAGGCUUUUCUGAAGAAGCAACUGAACCAAAACCUUAUUACCAUGCCGAGGGAUAGGAUUUCGUAUGAGCUAUUAGACAAGCUGUACUUUUGUGAACAGAUAUAUCUUCCUAAAGAUGAGGUGAUGAAGACACCACAAGGAUUGCUCAUUAACUCGACAGGCGCGUUUCUUUAUCCGUCUGAAUUUAGUUCGCUGACAAGACUGAGAAGCGAAGAUCGUAUUCUUUACGUUUACCUGGUAGCUGUUUGUGUCGACGAUUUUAUUGAAACAUCACUGGACAUUGUAAACAAUGGUGGCCACCUCGUGUUCUGUCUAGGUCAAUAUUGUUGUUUACUGUUUUGUGUUACCAUAUUUGUGCUACAUGAAUCGGCUGUGUUUCAAUAUACAGUCGAACCCCAUUAGCUCGAACUCGCUUAGCUCGAUUUCCUCGUUGGAAAGAUGUGGUGUAAAAGACCGAUUUCUUAAUACUGAAGGUUAGCAUUCCUGCUUGGCUCGAAUCCUCGAGGCUCGAGGUAUUUUUGCCGGUCACUGGGACUUCGAGCCAACUGUGUUCGACUGUAUACUUAACGGAACUUCAAACGCCCCCCAAACACAUUUGUAUUGAUGUUAGUAUUUUGAAAAAUAUGAAACUUGUCGAUCAUAAUAAUCAAUAUGAAAAUCGAUGUGUAUGUCAAAAUUGUCAAUAUCAACGUAAUAUUAUACCAACUAUAGCAUUGUGCCAAAUGCCUG
Mya arenaria is the source of this 1959-nucleotide messenger RNA. RefSeq lists its product as uncharacterized. The transcript has 3 exons. Lineage: Eukaryota; Metazoa; Mollusca; Bivalvia; Myida; Myidae. The record is from RefSeq and is a predicted model, not a curated record. The coding region runs from base 82 to 1632 and encodes 516 amino acids.